This is a messenger RNA of Trichobilharzia szidati, 1215 nucleotides long. The record is from the annotation of a GenBank genome assembly. Lineage: Eukaryota; Metazoa; Platyhelminthes; Trematoda; Strigeidida; Schistosomatidae.
AUGCUUGGACGUUUUACUAUUCCUAGUGGUCAGGGAUGUUUGAUCACAGCCAGUCCAAGAUUCUUAAGUAAUACAACAACGAAAUGCAAUCGAAUGUUAAAUUUAACAGAUGGAGGUACAAGCUGUACACAACUGCCGAAUAUUUUAACCUAUACCGAUCAAUUACAAUUUAUUCGACUACCUAUAUCAAAAUUUACUGGAAGUGGAGUUUAUAAUAUCGAAGCUAUUACAGCGAAUCAGAGUAUAAAAUCAAUUGUUUCAAUAACUUGUAAAGACUCCAGUGAUUCUAUAAUCUCUUGUCAAAAAUCUUCACCGGUUUUUGAUAGAAACACGCUUACAUGUAAAAAUGUUAUAACUGGCGUUACAUAUAAAUUUGCGUAUAAUGAAAAUGGUUUAACAGAGAUCUCCGUAGAAUUUAAAUUUUCAAAUAUAGAGACUGAAGUGUUCGACGAGGUGUACACUGUCCAGUUUAUUGAAAGAAACAAUGUGACUAAUCAAAGUGCUUUAGUUCAACCAUUAUUCACUGAUUAUUGUAGUGGAUCACCAGGUUAUCUAAAGAAUUAUCCAAUUCGAGCGGGUUAUGCACAAACUGAUACUUCAAAAUCUCAAAUAAUUAUGUCAACCUAUCCGUCGAAUCCUUCAAUUUAUCCUAACCUGAAUAAUGAAAUUAAUUUUGGUUGGUGGCCAAUACCAAACUCUGGUGAUUGCGAACAACAGCCGAAGUUGACUGGUCGAAUAAAAACAAUAUUAUUCGGACAGGAUACCUACAGUUCAUGUGUACUUAGAUUAAAAUCAUUUAUUAGAAAUCCUAUAAACUGUACAACUCUUGAAACACAGAUCAAAUCAAUAUUAAAUUAUGGUCAAACACCGAUUACUCAUGUCGGAGUUUGGGGUAAUUCUGACAUUAACCAAUUAGCUGAUUGGAUAAAAAUCACUGUGGUAAAUGCAGAAGCCAACAAUAUCAAUUUAAUUAACGGAACAAAAUCAUGGGCAUGUCAAAAUGUUGUAACGGGUCAGACGAUACAUAUUUUUUAUGCCAGAAAAGGUGCAUUAUAUAGUUUACAGAACAGUAUUGUUUCAGUACAAAGAAUAUACAAACGAGGAACUAUCUCGUACAUAUGUCAAGGUUAUUCGUGUGUAGAUGUGAAUGCGAAUCCGGAACAACAAUUUUUCCUUACUACAAAUAUUAGAUUUCAUGAUAUGACUUCAAAAUGA